GUUAUAACCUAAAUUUAAUAUUUAUAUGUUUUAAAACAAAUAACAAAUAUUAUAAAAAUGGGCAAUGAACAGUCUGUUAUUCCUGGUAUAGAAAUAGAUGAAAAAGCUAUCGAAGUUUGUGAUUUUUGGACUCAACAUUCCGCAGCUAUUUUAAAUCAAGAUAAUUUAAAUCAUUUAACAGUGUUUAGUGGUGAAUUAUUUGUUAAUGGUACAUUGUGGGUAUCUCAAACGCCCUUAGAGAAAAAUGCCAGAAAUAUAAUGAUAUAUCGUCAUCCGAGUAUAGUAAAAUACAUAUCUUCAUGGAAGAAGAACUCAAAGUUUUAUUUAGCUGUCGAAGAGAUAUUUCCAUUGGCUCAUGAAUUGUCCAGAUUAGACACAUUGCAAAUAUCAGUGGGGUUGUACUCAAUUUUGAAGGCAUUAAACUUUUUACAUUCGAAUGCAUCAGUAUCUCAUAAUAAUAUUUGCUUAACAUCGAUUUAUUUAUCGAUUGAUGGAAACUGGAAGCUGGCAGGAAUGGAAUAUCUGUGUAAAUAUAGCGAGUUGAGCUGUGAUUAUCUCAUGAAAACUAAAUCUGGUAGAUACAACAAAUCGAUAGAUCCUAACGAGGAAAAGAUUAUUGAUAACAAAUCAAAGCGAAAAGACGCCGUAGAUAUUUAUGGAUUCGGUGUGCUGGUUUGUGAAAUUUUCCAAUCCAAAUCAGAUGCUGAUUUGCCCCAAUUGGUACCUUUCCUCGAUUAUUGUAAAAAUGAGUUGAAAAAUGCAGAUGUAUCGAAAAGGCCUACAUUUAAAACUAUAUUGGAACACGAAUUUUUCAACCACGAUUUCAUAACGAUUCACUCGUAUCUACUGGAACUACCGCUUAAAAGCGACAAUGAUAAAACGCAUUUUUUCCAAAACUUAUCGGAAAAAUUACUCAAAUUCGAUGAGGGCAUCGUAGCUUCUCAACUGAGCGGUUUAUUACUCUCCAGAUUGGUAUUAUUGAAUAAAAUCGCGCAGAAUAAUCUACUACCUCAAUUACUAACACCACGUAACGGCACUGAGGAAACAUCAACUUCGAUAUUUUCCGAGAGCAAUUUCAAGAAAUUCGUUUGCCCGAAACUACUGGAAAUAUUUAAAGUUCGUGAUGUGGAAAUACGUUUAUUAUUGCUAAACUAUUUUCCAAAGUUUAUGUACGCAUUUACGAAAGAAGCUUUGCAAAUUAAUAUUCUACCUGAGCUCUUGGUUGGCAUCAAAGACACUAAUGAUCAUUUAGUGUCGAUGACAUUGAAAACAUUAGCAAAUCUUGUUCCAAUUUUGGGAUCAUCUGUGGUCAUUGGGGGCAAACGAGCGAAGCUAUUUAACGACGGCAGGCCAAUACAUGCAGUAAGGAAACCAUCUACUAGAACGGUAAGGUUUGCGGAGUUUACGGAAACCUCCCAAAUAUCCCUGGAAUCCGACCAGAUUAGCAUAAACACCUCGACAACGGAUUUACACAAUGUAAACGAACUGCCAGAGCGGCAAAGACCUGAUGGUGAAGAAGGUGAAACGUCAACGGAAGAUGUAGAUCCCUCAAUGGAGGAUGAUGUAGACAACUGGGAAGAUUGGGAUAUAAAUGAAAAUCCGACAACUACUGUUCAGGAAGAAAUAACGGAUAAUCAACAAUCAGAUUUACUAAAUUCUGAAACCGACGCUAAUCAACAAAAAUCAAGUGCCAUAAUUCAAGACAUAUUACAAUUAGACAUAAAAAAUCAAAAAGUAGAUGACGAAGGUGCCGAUUUUAAUUUCUUCCAAGACAUGGAACCCGUUAUACAAGCCUCGAAUAAAUUUAUAAUCGACACUAACAGCAAAAGCAGCAUUGAACAAGAACUAAGCAAUAAACUUGUUUUAAAUGCAACUGAUGAUGACGAUAAUCAUACAGGGUGGGAAGAAGAAGACUGGGAAUGAAUGCGUUACUUUAUACCAAAACUUGUUAUGAAUUUAUUUAAUGGAAAAUACUGUUUCAUAUAUG
Molecule: messenger RNA, 1987 nt
Organism: Phyllotreta striolata
Lineage: Eukaryota; Metazoa; Arthropoda; Insecta; Coleoptera; Chrysomelidae
Source: the annotation of a GenBank genome assembly